Molecule: messenger RNA, 1010 nt
Organism: Mitosporidium daphniae
Lineage: Eukaryota; Fungi; Microsporidia
Exons: 1
Source: RefSeq, a predicted model, not a curated record
GUUGUGGGACUCGAUAUCUACGUCCGGCAAGCCGUUCAUUGAGCAAAACAAUAAUGUUUGCAGCCCCGGCGAUCAGCCACAUGAAGUUGUCGAUCAGCACCUCCAUGAUCUCGAUCUCAAUCUGGAUUCUGAUCCCCAAACCUUGCCAAACAUUCCAUUUACUUCUGACGGAAAUGUUGGUCCCACCAAGAAAAGCCAUGAUGGUGGCGACCAUUCACCUGAUCCAGCAGAGUCCAUGCAUCCUGCAGGAUGCAUGGAGACCAAAGAGUGUUUAUUGAGCGAUCUCCACUAUAAUCCCUUGGAUACAACGUCCUCAUCCGAUUGCAACGAUUCCAAUUCCGAUGCAAGCAACGCAUCUUCUGUAUCUUUUGAUUCUUCCUCCACAUGGACGUCAUCCUCGUCUUCUUGUUGUUCUUCGGUUUGUACUAAAGAUACCGAAAAUUUUCAUUUCCAAAACAUACUAUCGAAUCCUUCCACCAAUUCAUCCUCCUCAUCAACCUCGACAUCGGCGCUGUCUGAAGAAGAUGCAUUUGAUGAGGAAGCCACGCCGCCUUUGAUGCAGGUGAAGAUAAAGUAUUUAUCGCUGGCCUUGCAAAUCCUUAAAAUGCUAACGUAUCAGGCCAAGAUGAACACCAAAUUUUCCACCUCAUCGUCGGGCUUUUUGCGCAGGAUAAAGAAAUUUUUGCCGCACAUCCCCAAAAACAUUUUCAAAUCGUUUUCGGAACUUCGAGUGAUCCUUACAAACUCCGCUCCAGAGGAUUUCCUUUUUUCGUCCUUUUUGAUACCCGAGCAGCUGGUAUUCGCACGCUCGGCCGAGAAUAGCCUUGCACAGGACACGUCUGGCGACAAUUACCUUGUGUUUCUAGACUUGGUCCCCAUCACUCACAACGAAAAUGAUUCCGGCUCAGAUAUUGACAGCGAUGAGGAUUUUCUCAAUGACCCGAACAAGCCAUUUUUGGGGACCAUCAGCAAUAUCCCCUUUUCCAAGGAAGACCAAGCCGAAAAAGAAG